GCCACUGGCGGAGCCCCGCCAUAUAAGCCGCCGCCUCAGUCGGCGCCCCAGCCGAAGGCAACGACCCAUCGCGCCACGCCGUCCAAGGCGCCCCCGCAGCAGGCGCCGACGUCGAAGGCGCCGCCUCCGCAGGUGCCGCCGCGGAAGCCACCGCCGCCGCAAGUGCCGUCGGAGAAGCCCCCGCCUCCGCGCGCGCCGCAGCCGACGGACAACCGCGAGCCGCCGACGCCGCCUCCAGGCCACCCCUCGUCGGCCGGGGGGCCAGGCAAGCCCCCGCCGUCGCCGUUGCCGAGGCCGAAGGCGGCGCCCAGGGUGCAUCACCCUGACCACGCCGCCACCCAUGCGGACGGCAUGGGCCAGCAAGCACCUGGAGACUACGCGAGUGAGAACACGGCGGGCCUGGAGGAGCGCUCGCGCAGAGUGCGCGAACAGCAGGGGGCGGCCAAGGCACCUCCGAAGGCGGACAUUCCAGCCCGCGCCUCCGCCCAUGGAUCGGAUGACAUGGAGCAACAAACGACUGGUGGCUAUGAAACCGGAGACGUCAGG
Messenger RNA from Prorocentrum cordatum, 546 nucleotides. The record is from the annotation of a GenBank genome assembly. NCBI's taxonomy places the organism in Eukaryota, Dinophyceae, Prorocentrales, Prorocentraceae.